ACGCACAUACAAGGGGUACCGAUUUACGUAGACGUUGAACACACACACUUGGAAGCCAAUUGGAGAGCCAAGACUUGGCCAAGUCUUUAUAAGUAGGAGCCAUCCGCGUCCUCAGGACUUACUCCCUCUCGAGAACGUGCCACGAUCGGCAACCGAUUUCCAGAAUAGUUCCUGAAAACAGACGUCGACUCGCGCGUCAUUCUUCUCGCGGCUUACGAAGGAUCGUGGUGCAACAAACGUGGAUAUUUGGAAAUUGGGAAAAAGAGACAGCCGCGAGAUGAGGAAUUAUACGAAUUAACGGAGGACUUUCGAAGAGAGAUAGUCUUUGAUUCUACGCAAGACACGCUGAAAAAAAAUCAUGUGGACAAGCUUAGUAAAACUAGGCUUCCUAACGAUAUUAAUUUCGUCGACAUUGGCCGAACCUGACCUAAAUAUCAUCGAUUUCUCCAAACUUUUAAAUAGUUUCGCGUGUAUCGAAGUAGGAUAUCAUGAGGAUCCUCACGACUGUAGGAUAUUCUACAGAUGUGUCGAUUGGGGAUUCGGAAGACCUCUAAGGAAAUUUAAAUUUGAAUGCGCUAUUGGAACAGUAUUUUCGAAAUACAAGGGAAACAUAUGUACUUUUCCUAGUGACAGCGGACGUUCUGAAUGUGGCGGAUUAGAUGAUGGCGGAAUAGAUAUAGAUACUACAACAAAGAAAAUAAUUACAAGUACAACUGCACAACUUACGACUACGACUCAAGUUACGACUUCUAUCGAAUCAUCUGGAAAACCUAGCAAUGAUCAGGGUCGAAAUCAAUGCGUUCAAGAAGGAUAUUUUCCCGAUUUAAAUGAUUGCAGAAAAUUUUAUAGAUGUGUUGAUACAGGAUCCGAAAACUUCAUAAAAUAUGAAUUUGAAUGUGGUGUUGGUACUGUCUGGGAUCCAGAUAUAGAAGGUUGCAAUCAUCCUUGGGCAGUAUCACGGGAUGAUUGUAAAACAGGAUCAAACACGGGAAAUGAUAGUGCCGGACAAGGAAAUAAUACAUCUGAUGCUAUAACUAAACCAGAAACAUCAACUACAUCAAUAUCGGAAAAUACAGAAAUGAUAGACAUAUCUGGAACUCCUGGAACAUCUGGCACAUCUGGAACACCUGGCACACCUGGAACUUCUGGCACACCUGGAACUUCUGGCACACCAGGAACUUCUGGAAUGCCUGGAAGUCCUGGCAGUCCGGGCACUCCUGGCACUCCUGGAACACCUGGUACAUCUGGAACUCCUGGCACACCUGGAACUCCUGGUACUUCCGGCACGCCUGGAACUCCUGGUACUUCUGGCACGCCUGGAAGUCCUGGCACAUCUGGAACUCCUGGAAGACCUGGCACGCCUGGAACUUCUGAUAUUUCUGGCACGCCCGGAAGUUCUGGAACAUCUGGAACUACUGAUACAUCUGGAACUCCAGGCACAUCUGGAACUCCUGGUACUUCUGGUACGCCUGGAACUCCUGGCACACCUGGAACUCCUGGUACUUCUGGUACGUCUGGAAGUCCUGGCACAUCUGGAACUCCUGGAACACCUGGAAAUCCUGGAACAUCUGGAACUCCUGGCAUACCUGGAACGUCUAGCACACCUGGAAUUCCUGGAACUCCUGGCACGCCUGGAACUCCUGGUACUUCUGCCACGCCCGGAAGUUCUGGCACACCUGGAACUCCUGGAACACCUGGAACUUCUGGCACACCUGGAACUCCUGGCACACCUGGAACUCCUGGCACACCUGGAACUUCUGGCACACCUGGAACUCCUGGUGCACCUGGAACUCCUGGCACAUCUGGAACUCCUGGUACUUCUGGCACGCCCGCAAGUUCUGGCACAUCUGAAAUUACUGGUACAUCUGGAACUCCUGGCACACCUGGAACUUCUGGUACUUCUGGCACGCCUGCAAGUCCUGGCACAUCUAGUACUCCAGGAACUCCUGGGACACCUGGAACUCCUGGCACUUCUAGCACGCCUGCAAGUCCUGGCACACCUGCAAUUUCUGGCACAUCUGAAACUCCUGGCAUAUCUGGAAUUCCUGGCAUACCUGGAACUCCUGGUACUUCUGGCACGCCUGGAAUUCCUGGCACACCUGGAACUCCUGGUACUUCUGGCACAUCUGAAACUCCAGGAACACCUGGAACUCCUGGUACUUCGGGCACAUCUGGUACUCCUGGCACAUCUGAAACUCCUGGCACACCUGGAACUCCUGGUACUUCUGGCACGCCCGGAAGUUCUGGCACAUCUGAAACUCCUGGAACACCAGGCUCUCCUGGCACACCUGGAACACCUGGCACGCCUGGAACUCCUAGCAUACCUGGAACUCCUGGAACUCCUAGUACACCUGGAACUCCUGGCUCUCCUAGCACAUCUGGAACACCUGGCACGCCUGGAACACCUGGCACGGCUGAAACUCCUGGCACGCCUGAAACUCCUGGAACUCCUGGCUCUCCUGGCACACCUGGAACACCUGGCACGCCUGGAACACCUGGCACGCCUGGAACUCCUGGCACGCCUGGAACUCCUAGCACACCUGGAACUCCUGGAACUUCUGGCACGCCUGGAAAUCCGGGCACGCCUGGAACUCCUGGCACGCCUGGAACUCCUAGCACACCUGGAACUCCUGGAACUUCUGGCACGCCUGGAAAUCCGGGCACGCUUGGAACUCCUGGCACGCCUGGAACUCCUAGCACACCUGGAACUCCUGGAACUCCUAGCACACCUGGAACUCCUGGAACUUCUGGCACGCCUGGAAAUCCGGGCACGCCUGGAACUCCUGGCACGCCUGGAACUCCUAGCACACCUGGAACUCCUGGAACUUCUGGCACGCCUGGAAAUCCGGGCACGCCUGGAACUCCUGGCACGCCUGGAACUCCUAGCACACCUGGAACUCCUGGAACUCCUGGAACUUCUGGCACGCCUGGAACUCCUGGCACACCUGGAACUCCUGGUACUUCUGCCACGCCCGGAAGUUCUGGCACACCUGGAACUCCUGGAACACCUGGCACGCCUGGAACUCCUGGCACACCUGGAACUCCUGGAACACCUGGCACGCCUGGAACACCUGGAACACCUGGCACGCCUGAAACUCCUAGCACACCUGGAACUCCUGGAACUUCUAGCACGCCUGGAACUCCUGAAACUUCUGGCACGCCUGGAACUCCUGGCACACCUGGAACUCCUGGAACACCUGGCACGCCUGGAACUCCUGGCACACCUGGAACUCCUGGAACACCUGGCACGCCUGGAACACCUGGCACGUCUGGAACACCUGGCACGCCUGAAACUCCUAGCACGCCUGGAACUCCUGGCACGCCUGGAACUCCUGGCACGCCUGGAACUCCUGGCACGCCUGGAACUCCUAGCACAUCUGGAACUCCUGAAACUUCUGGCACGCCUGGAACUCCUGGAACACCUGGCACGCCUGGAACUCCUGGCACAUCUGGAAUUCCUGGUACACCUGGAACUCCUGGCACACCUGGAACUCCUGGCACACCUGGAACUCCUGGCACGCCUGGAACUCCUGGCACGCCUGGAACUCCUGGCACGCCUGGAACUCCUGGCAUGCCUGGAACUCCUAGCACACCAGGAACUCCUGCUACUUCUGGCACGCCUGGAACUCCGUGGACACCUGGAACUUCGGGCACAUCUGAAACUUCUGGCACACCUGGAACUCCUGGCACAUCUGAAACUCCUGGCACACCUGGAACUCCUGGUACUUCUGGCACGUCUGGAAGUCCUGGCACAUCUGAAAUUCCUGGCACGCCUGGAACUUCGGGCACAUCUGGAACUCCUGGCACAUCUGAAACUCCUGGUACUUCUGGCACGUCUGGAAGUCCUGGCACGUCUGAAACUCCUGGCACGCCUGGAACUCCUGGCACGCCUGGAACUCCUGGCACGCCUGGGACUCCUGGCACGCCUGGAACUCCUAGCACACCUGGAACUCCUGGAACUUCUGGCACGCCUGGAACUCCUGGAACACCUGGCACGCCUGGAACUCCUGGAACACCUGGCACGCCUGGAACUCCUGGCACACCUGGAACUCCUGGUACACCUGGAACUCCUGGCACACCUGGAACUCCUGGUACGCCUGGAACUCCUGGCACGCCUGGAACUCCUGGCACGCCUGGUACUCCUGGCACGUCUGGUACUCCUGGCACGUCUGGCACUCCUGAAACGUCUGAAACAUCUGCAACAUCUGAAAUUUCAGAAUCUUCAAGCACUACUGAAUCUUCUGAGACUUCAGCAACAUCUACAACACAUGGGAUACCUGGAAUGUCUGAAAGACCAGAAUCAUCAAAUGCGACUUCAAAUUCUUCUCAAAUCAUUGGCACUACUGCACUUAAAUUAACAUCUACUCCAACUCCUGGUAAUACUGGUACAGAUAACAAUAAGAGUACACCAAACUCCUUAACAACACUCAGCACGCAUGGAUUAAAUAGCACUGCAACAAUAACGUCUACACCAAACACGCCUGGGGAAUUUGAAACAACAAGCACACAUACUAAACUAACAACGACCACUCUAUCCGGAUCUUCAAUAAGUGCACAUCACACACCUGAAACUUCAAUCACAUCUGAAAUUACAAUAAAUACAGAAUCUUCAAGCAUGGUUAAAACCACAUUCAGUACAGAAACUCCUGCUAGUCCAAAAUUUCCAGCAACUGAAGUUGCAGUGACCACAGAAACUCCUGGUAAUCCAGAAUCUCCACCUACUACUGAAAUCUCAGUUAGUACAGAAUUUCCUGCUACUUUAGAAUAUACAGUCAUUGAAACAGUGAGCACAAAAAUUCCUGGUAGUCCAGAAUCUCCACUCACUACUGAAACCAGAAAAUCUUCUAACACUCCAGUUACUUCUGAAAGUACAAUAAGCACAGAAACUCCAGGAUCUUCUAUCACUACUGAAGCCGCACAAUCUUCGAGCACUCCAGUAUUUCCAGUUACUCCUGAAACUACAGUAAGCACAAAAAUUCCAGAAUCUUCUAUCACUACUGUAGCCACACAAUCUUCUAGCAUUUCAGUACGUCCAGCUUCUACAGUGAGCACAGAAACUCAUAGUAGUACAAAAUUUUCAUCCACUACUGAAACUUCAGUUAAUACAGAAUCUCCUGCCACUCCAGAAUCAACAGUCACUGAAACUACAGUGAGCACAAAAAUUCCUGGUAGUUCAAAAUCUCCACCGGCAACUGAAGCCGCACAAUCUUCGAGCACUCCAGUAUUUCCAGUUACUCCUAAAGCUACAAUAAGCACAAAAAUUCCAGAAUCUCCUAUCACUACUAUAGCCACACAAUCUUCUAGCACUUCAGUACGUCCGGUUUCUACAGUGAGCACAGAAACUCAUAGUAGUACAGAAUUUUCAUCCACUACUGAAACUUCAAUUAGUAUAGAAUCUCCUGCCACUCCAGAAUCAACAAUCACUGAAACUACAGUGAGCACAAAAACUUCUGGUAGUCCAGAAUCUCCACCGGCAACUGAAGUCACACAAUUUUCUAACACUCCAGUAUCUCUAGCUACUUCUGAAGCUAUAGUGAACACAGAAACUCCAGAAUCUUCUAUCACUACUAUAGCUACACAAUCUUUUAGCACUUUAGUACCUUCGUCUACUCCUACAGAGUACACAGAAACUCAUAGUAGUACAGAAUCUUCAUCUACUACUGAAACUUCAAUUAGUACAGAAUCUUCUGUCACUCCAGAAUUUAUAUCCACUGAAAUCAUAGUGAGUACAGAAACUCCUGGUAGUCCAGAAUUUUCACGCACAACUGAAAUCACACAAUCUUCUAGCACUUCAGUACGUCCGGUUACUCCUACAAUGAGCACAGAAACUUAUAGUAAUUCAGAAUCUUCACCUAUUACUGAAACUUCAAUUAAUACAGAAUCUCCUGCUACAGUUACUAAAACCAUGGUGAGCACAGAAACUCCUGGUAGUCCAGAAUCAUUAUUUACUACUGAAGCCACACAAUCUUCUGAUACUUCAGCUACUUCUAAAACUACAGUGAGCACAGAAACUUCUAAUAAUUCAGAAUUUCCAACUAGUACUGAAACUACAGUUAGUACAGAAAUUCCUGUGACUUCAAAAACAUUAGGGACUUCUAAUACUCCUUAUUCCUUGUCUACUAGCACAUUUAUUACACAAAACAUUUCUUCGACUCUUGCUUCUGUUAGUGAGUCUAUCAGUAGCAGUGCUUCUAGUUCUCCUAUUUCUUCUAAUUCAUCUCAGUCUGCUGAUACUCCUAGUGCACCUAAUAUAUCUGUUACUCCUGGUACUUCUGGCACGUCUAAUAUUUCUUCAGGUAUCCCUGGAAGCACAAACGUUCCUGGUACGUGUACUGAAGAAGGAUUUUUCCCUGAUCCUGAAGAUUGUCAUAAAUUUUAUCGUUGUAUCGGCAGUGGUUCAUCAUUUAUUAAAUACGAAUUUUUAUGCGGUCCUGGUACUGCUUGGGAUUCUAUUCUUGAGAGUUGCAAUCAUGAUUACCUCGUUUCAAAUUGUAAAGGAUCUAGUUCAUCCAGUUCUUUGGUCACUUCUUAUCCAGAGUCAACCAGUUCUUUAAGCACUACUACAGAUCAAGAUUCAACUGACCACGAUGUUAUUAUUGCUACUACUGAAUCUAGUAUAUCUAAAGAAACAUCUUCAUCAACUGUUUCAUCUGUUUCUCCUACUACUCAGACAAUUGAACCGGGAUCCACAAGUUCUGGAACUGUUACAGAGUCAAUAUCCUAUUUACCUCCUGUAAAUAAUACUGUAUCUACUACUACUGCGGCGACCAUAACAGUUAGUACAUCUUCUGAAAUAGAAUGUAUUCAAGAAGGAUUCUUUCCUGAUCCUGAAGAUUGUCGUAAAUUCUAUCGUUGUGUCGGUAGUGGCUCAACAUUUAUCAAGUAUGAGUUCCAGUGUGGUACUGGUACUGCUUGGGAUUCAGCUCUUCAAAGUUGUAAUCACGAUUAUCUCGUUACUAGUUGUAAUGGAUCUACGGUCACUACGGAAUCAAAUUCAUCUGAAAAUGAAAUUAAUAGCAAUACUAGUCAAUCAAGUACAUCACAAACAGAAAGUAUAUCAUCGGACAGCACAACAUCUUCUUUAUUAACUAGUGGUCCAUCAGUUUCAUCGACACCAUCAUCUGAUGUUACAUCGUUGACCAACGUACAAACAAAUAUUUCAACAAUUAUUACAUCAACAGUGUCACCAUCCACUAUAUUUUCUACAGCUGAAUCAAAUAUUCCUAUUACUCAGCCUACUGUGCCAUCUUCCACAUCUGAAGCAACGAGUUCUCAAUCUACAGUAUCAUUUUCUACUACGUCACUUCCAUCUGAAACAAGUACAAACAGUUCUGAAUCAAUAUCUCCAAAUAUUACAGAAUCUGUUUCAUACUUGCCACCAGAGAGCAGUACAACGUCUAGCCAAGAAACAACUACUGUGUCAUCUCCCAUUGCAUCUGAAACAACUACUAGUUCUGAAUCUACACAAUCAUCUUCCACCAUACCACCAGUAUCUGAAACAACUACGGCCAGUUUUGAAUCAAUAUCUCCAGAUAUUACAGAAUCCGUUUCAUACUUGCCACCAGAGAGUAGUACAACGUCUAGCUCAGAAACAACGACUGGAUCAUCUUCCACUGUAUCUGAAAUAAAUGCAACUAGUUCUCAAUCUACAGAAUCUUCUUCUACUAUAUCUGAAACAAGUACGAUCAGUUCUGAAUCAAUAUCUCCAGGCAUUACAGUAUCCGUUUCAUAUUUGCCACCAGAGACCAGUAUUACACCAACAUCAGGAACUACUAUAACCAGUUCAUCUUCUGGAACAGUGCAAUGCUCAGAAGAAGGUUUUUUCCCAAAUCCGAAUGAUUGUACGAAAUUCUAUCGUUGUGUAUAUUCUCAAAAUGGAUUACAACGAUAUGACUUUAACUGUGCACCUGGUACGGCUUGGGAUCAGACUCUUCAAACUUGUAAUUAUAUUGACCAGGUAACUUCUUGCUCUUCAGACAAUAAAGAUCAUGUUCAAGGAUCUUCAAGCACUUCUGCAGUAUCUGAUUUAACAACACCUAGUAGUUCUACUAUUACUAGUAGUUCUACUAUUACUACUAUUAGUUCAAUUACUAACAAUACACUAAUUCCUACAAGUACGAGUACAACGGAAGUACAAUCAUCGAGUAGUGAAAGCUCAACUUCUGUAUCUUCAACUUCUUCGGUAUCUUCUACAGAAUCAAGUAUUUCAGACUGUACUUCGAAAAAUCCUAACAAUAUUAUAGUUUGUAACGAACCAGGUUUCUAUCCGCAUCCAACACAGUGUAACAAAUUCUAUCGUUGCGUCGAUAAUGGGAAUGGUUUUAACGUAUAUUAUUUCGAUUGUGCACCUGGAACUAUAUUUGAUCCUAGCAUUAAUGUAUGUAAUUAUCCUGAAUCAGUCUAUCCUCCAAGAGAUUGCAAAAUACCUACAACAAGUCCGUCUACUAGUACAGAACAAACAACAUUUUCUACUGAAUUUACAACGCAGUCGAUAACAACUGAAGAAAUUGAAUCUACAACUUCAUCUUUGACACAAACGAGCACAACUAUAGAAUCAAGUACGCAAUUUACUUCUGAAUCAACAAUAGAAUCUACAUCUGAAACAACCUCUGAAUCGUCUACAAUUGAAUCAACAUCUGAAUCAUCGACUUCAGAAUCCACAACUGAAUCAAAUUCAGAAUCUACAUCUCAAGUAUCAACUGAAUCUACAUCUGAAAUGAACACAGAGUCUACAUCUGAAGCAACCACUGGAUCCACUUUUGAAACUACUACUAUCUCUGAAAUAACCACAGAAUCUACAUCUGAAUCAACUAGUGAAUCCACGACUCAAGCAAUAAUCACAGAAUCAACUUCAGAAACUAUUACAACUGAAGUAAGUACAGAUUCUACUUCUAGUAUAACGAUAGAAUCAACCUCUGCAGGAACUACUGAAAGUAAUACGGAAUCCAGCUCAGAACAAAUUACUGAAUCCACUGAAAUAUCAACGACUUCAACGACAGAAUCUCAAACAUCUACUACACAAAUAUCAAUUUCUACCAUGGAACCUUCUAUUCAAACGCCAUGUCCAAUCGGAAACUUAACUGACGAACAAAUAGCACUAAUCUGUCCAACAGGUUUCCGAAGACAUCCAAAAUACUGUAAUCUAUUUUAUCAAUGUACCAUUGAAAGUAAUAUGGAGAUAAACGUACUUGUAUUAAGCUGUCCUGAGGGAAAAAUUUAUGAUGAACAAAAAAUGCAAUGUUUGUCUGAAAGUAAAGCCAGUAAACCUUGUAUUGGUACUAAAGCAAUUGGUAGAUUUUAUAGAAGAUUGGAGAAGAGUGAAGUAUCUCCUAUAAAGGUGUCGAACGAAUCACUUUGUCCGGAAGAAGGUCAUUAUCCUUAUAAAUCAGGUUGCAGCAACAUAUUCUAUAAUUGCAAACGAGAUUUCAAUGGCAAUCUUCAGGCUUACAUGUACAAAUGUCCAGAAAACUACUUGUAUUGGUCGGUUUCGAGAAGAUGCGAACGUACUAUACAAUUACCAAUGUGUGCAUUAUUUGCGCUUGAAGAUAGUAUUGAGAAUUGGGAUAAGAAAUGGAAGAUUCCAGUAGAAAAAAUUAAUUUGUCUGCCAGAAACUUAAAGUUUAUAGAUUAUUAAAAAAUAUUUUCUUUAUCUCGAUAGAAAGUUUUAAUAGUUCGAAAGGACAGUAAACUCUCAGGAUAAUUUCUGACGUUAUCUUGUUUUAUAAUUAUAUUUGAAGGAAAAAUAUUAGAAUAUAUCUAUACAACAUGGCUACGGAAGAUUUCAUAAAAAAA
Molecule: messenger RNA, 9792 nt
Organism: Apis mellifera (honey bee)
Lineage: Eukaryota; Metazoa; Arthropoda; Insecta; Hymenoptera; Apidae
Product: mucin-2
Exons: 7
Coding region: 359-9634 (3091 amino acids)
Cellular component (GO): extracellular region
Molecular function (GO): chitin binding
Source: RefSeq, a predicted model, not a curated record